GGCGGCGGGGCGGAGGAAGGCAAAGAGACGGUGCUGGUUGUCUUCCUCGGGGGCGCUACCUUCUCAGAGAUCUCCGCCCUGCGGUUCAUCGAGCGCCGGCCGGGGUCCGGGGUACGGUUCCUGGCGCUGGCGUCAAAAGUGGUCAACGGGCGGACGCUGCUGGAGGGGUUUGUCGACCCAUUGGUCAGGGCGUACCCCGGUGGCGCGCGGGCGGCGGCGGCGAUUUAA
Messenger RNA from Monoraphidium neglectum, 228 nucleotides. RefSeq lists its product as hypothetical. Lineage: Eukaryota; Viridiplantae; Chlorophyta; Chlorophyceae; Sphaeropleales; Selenastraceae. The record is from RefSeq and is a predicted model, not a curated record. Gene Ontology annotation, biological process: vesicle-mediated transport. The annotation marks the transcript as partial. The transcript has a single exon.